AUGAAUUUGGUCGUCAUAGCCGCUGUCAUAGCGGUUACCAGUGCCGCCAAACUCGAUCGUACGUACCUCCCUCCCGCAUCAGCUAAAACUGCUGGUGGUCACCCUGGGGAGCUCCAAACUCCUUUCGCAUCUAAAUCCUUCAAUCAAGGUCUCGGAGGCAUCCCUAAAGGAGGUUUUGAAAAUGAAUUCAAAGGCGUAGUCGUUGAUGCAGCCUCGCCUGGCACAAGAGCAUCCGGCGAUGCUGAAACAGGUCUCGGAGCACCAAGAAUAGCUUAUGGAUCAACCAAUUCUAAAGUAGGCGAUGCCGCUUUCAGUAGUCCUGUAGCUGGAUUCCGAACACAGAACCAAUUUGGUGAUCAAUCUGGUAAUGAAAACCAAAUCCCUGAUGGACAAACGGCUGGAACGAAUCUUAACACUCAGAAUUUCGCGCAAAAGCCCGGUCAAUCUUACGAAUCGCAAUACCGAUCUCAGGAAUUGAAUACGCGAGACCAAAACGCAAAUAUUGUGAGAUUUGACAGUGACGUUGGAGUGGAAAGUUACAGUUAUUCUUUCGAAACUGAUAAUGGGAUAUCUGCUGAAGAAUCAGGAGUGGCCACUAACGGUGUUCAGGCUCAAGGUGGAUAUUCCUACACUGGUGAUGAUGGACAGGUUUAUAGUGUAACGUACACUGCUGACGAAGGUGGAUAUCAGCCUAAAGGUGAUCAUCUGCCGACUCCUCCCCCGAUUCCUGAGGAGAUCUUGAAGUCGUUGGAACAGAAUGCUCGGGACGAAGCAGCUGGGCUUGUCGAUGAUGGCUCGUACGAUGCUCAGAAGUACAAUGUAGGAGGCGAUUACACGGAAAACGAUGAUGCAGGCAGUCACAAUAGCAGACAGCCAGCACAGUUUGGGAACCGACCAAAUUCCGAUGUCUCGUCUAGUGGUUCAUUCAUCAACCAGGGUAAUCGACCCUUUGUGAAACCGAAUGUCAACAGCCAAACACAACAAUCCGGGCAAAUCAAUUCGGCGUCAGCUUCUGUUAAUUUUGGAUCUUCCCCCAAUAGUUUUGGACAAGCAGCAGUUUCAUCAAACGCAGCCAAUGGUUUCGGACAAGCCAGUCAUUCUCUUUCUCAUCUGUUCCAGCAAAAUAAACCUUCUAUCAAUACAGGACUAGAAGAUUCUGAAAAUGCUAAUACAUUUGACAGCCCUACCUUUGAAACAACUUCUCAGACUGGAAGCUCACAGAAUUUCAUUCAACAACAAGUUAAACCUCAGCAACCGUCCUUUGGGAAGCCUCAACCUGAGUCGCAAUCCUUCAAUGGACAAAGUUCUAUCAAUAGACAUGAUUCUUUAAGUUCAUCAUCAAACAAUGGAAAUGGUUUUGGACUAAGGCAGCCCUCUGGUCAGUCUGUAAAUAAACUUGGAAACAAUGAAUAUUUACCUCCAGUAAAUGGAUUUAAUAAAAGACCUUCCCAGUCAACUCCCCAAAAGCUUACAACUUCUUCUGGAACUACGCAAGGUUUCAAUCAAUUCUCUCAAACAACAACGAAACCACAAGAUGCUAGUGGAUCUCAGUCUCAUGGACAUCAGCAGUUUGGUGAUUCUUCAAGUAAUCAGCUGACAAACAACCAAAAUCAUGCUGGUUUUACUUCCUCCCAAAAUAAUGGUGGAGUACCAUCAAGUAGUAAGCCGUCAUUUGGUGGAUCUCAAAGCUUUCAACCACUUCAGUCUACUAGACAGCCACUAACAGAGUUAACAACUCCAUUUGAAAGUAACCCCCAGUCACAAGGAAAUAAUCAAGGUUCGGUAUUUGGAACUUUCAAUACUCAAUCUAGUCACAAUCGACCUACACAAUCUUCAUUCGCAAACCAUCAAGCUCCAACAUCAGCUACUUCUUUUGCCUCAUCAACUACAAUUAACCAACAAGGAUCUGAUUCCAGGCCAUUGGAACCUAAUACCCAAACUGCCUCUUUGUCUAAUCAGAGACCACAAAGUUCUAACCAAUUCCAUCUACAAAAUGUAGGUGAACAAUCCCUAUCUCAAAAUCAACACAGCGAUGCUCAAUUUGCAUCAAGUACACAGAGACCCAUAUUUAAUCAAAAUAUUCAAGCCCAAGGCCCUGAUGAUUCUUACUAUUAUAACCAGCCAUCCAAAACUUUCAGUACACCAAAUACUCAGGCUUCCAGAUUUCCUAAUACGCCAUUUAAUCAAUUUAAUAGAGUAACAACGCGACCUUCAUUCAGUUCUAACGCCAAUGCUCAAGUUAGCAUAUCCCAAGGAAAUUUCCCUGGUAACACAUUUACUCAGAAUACUCAAGGAUCAUCCAGAUAUCCUCAACCGCCUGUUUUAUCUUCGGUUGCACCUACUUCUCCUACUCAGGGAAGUACUGCUGCUUCGUUUAAUGGAAUAACUCAAGCUUCUGCUUCAUCGUUUACUUCUGGAGCUCCCACACCUUCAACACAAUUCUCAUCUCAAAAUUCCUUCUCAUCUUUUGGUAGAAGACCGACCCAGCAGAUCAAUGGUCAGUUUGAUAACCAAGCCGAAUCAAAGCCAAAUCAGCAAGGUUUUGAUAAACAAACAACAGCUUUGCCUCAAAGCUUCACCAAUAUCAACAAAAAUCAAUACCAACAACAAAAUUCAUUCCAAACGCAACAAACAGUCAAUGCUAACCAGCAAUCCCCUAAUUCUGAUGACUCUCCAGCUGUUCCCAGUCAACAAUACGAUGGCGAAAUUUAUGAAUACAACAAACCAGCUGAGACUCUGCCACCUCCAACCGAAGAGGAUAAAAAAGCGGGCUUCGGACAGUUUGGUCGCCAACCGGUCAAGCCUAAAUUUGGACAGCAGAAGGCUCCAGAAUCAAGCGACUCUCAAUCAGGUUCAACUCACAGCCGACCUCAGUUUGCUUCGCAGACUUUUGGCCAAAAAACACAAACAAGUCAGCAGCUUCAAUUCAGUGGACAAUCUGAUUCUAGGCAACCAUUCGGUCAACAAACAUCAUCUUUUGCAAAUGCUCAGCCAACACAAGUAUCGUCUUUUGCCCAAAGCAUAAAUUCUCCAAGUACCCAAUCUCAUGACCAGUUUAAGGCCCAGUCAGUCCAACAGUUUGGUUCAAGGCCUUCAAAUAAUCAACUCAGUCAAUCACAGUUUAACAACGUACAGUCAGGAGCUCAGGAAGAAAGUAGACUAAGGCCGUCCGACCGCCCUUGUUGUAGAAAAUUACCAAGCGCUCCUCAAGUCCAGUCUAAUCAAUUAACACAAAGUCAAGGACAAUUCGGAGUUUCAGAUUUUACUGCUCAAAGUUUCAAGCCCGAACAGGCUUCAGCUCAAAGCUUUGCAGGUAAAGGGGAAGUAUUCGGAGGCCCAAGAAAGCCCCCGAGCUUUGAUGAAGAAACAGUCCUGUCAGUGAUAGCCUGUGGCUAUGCAGCCAAGUUGGACAGGACUUAUCUACCACCAGCAAGCGCUGCUACGGCUGGAGGUAGCCCAGGAUCUCUGGCAGCUCCAUUUGGAUCUUCCCCAACUCAAGGCUUUGGUCAAUCAAAUUUCGGAGGUCCUACAGGUCCUAGUGCAUUUGGCCCAGCUAGUCAAUCACCUGCUUUCGGAAAGACUGGACCAUCCAACUCGCCGCAAGCAUCAUUCGGUCAAAACUCUUUGGAACAACCAGCCAGACCAGGAACUCAAUAUGGACCACCAUCUUCAUCUGGAAUCUCACAAGCUGGAGUUGCUGGACGCGGUUCAGGCUCUAGUUUUGGACCCGCUGCUUUUGGUCAAAAUGCUCCGGUUGGACCCGCUGGUAAUUCAGCCUCCGGUUUUGGACCUUCCAACUUUGGACAAGGACAAAAUGUUCCUGCCCAAUCUCAACCAGAAAGACCUCAAGCAUCAGCAGACAGAACCGCAGAAAUCUUAAGAUAUGAAAACGAAAACGAUGGCAACACUUUCUCGUACAGUUUCGAGACAUCCAACGGUAUUUCAGCCGAAGAAUCUGGAGUGGCCACUAACGGUGUUCAGGCUCAAGGUGGAUAUUCGUACACGGCUGAUGACGGUGAAGUGUAUAGAGUGACGUAUACUGCUGACGAGAACGGCUACCAGCCCCAGGGAGAUCAUUUGCCCACUUCUCCUCCCAUUCCUGAUGAGAUUCUUAGGUCGAUUGAGGAGAACGCCAGGGCUGCUGCCGCUGGAACACAAGAAGGUGCUUACCAACCAGAUGACAAUGAAUCUGGAAAUUCUCCUCAGCAGUAUUCAGGCUCUUCUUCGUCUUACAAUCAAGGCCAGUCAUCCGCCCAGUCUUUCAAUCAACCUCAAGGAACUCAGAGACCGUCUCAGCAGUAUGGUACUCCCAAUGCACCAUCAAGACCUGGAUCAUUCAACCAAGCCCAAUCGGGAGCAACAUUGCUUCUUCUACUGGACCAGCACAGCGACCUCAAGGCAACGACAAUGGAUACCAGUACGACCGUCCGCAAGGAGCUCCAGGAUCUUUUGCCUCUUCUCGUCAGGAUCAGUCUUCUGCCCAAAGCCGCCCACAGCAAUAUGGCGCUGCAUCUCGAGGCUCUAACCAGGGGCCAUCUCAACAAUACGGCGCCCCAGCCAUUGGUGGAUCUAGCCAACAGUAUAAUGCUCCAUCUUCUUUCGGGCAAGGCUCUCAGCAAGCCGCUUCUGCUCCCACAGGAUCCAACCGACCUUCUCAGCAAUAUGGUGCCCCCGCGUCUUCUUCCACUGGAUCAGUUCAAGGUUCCCGUCAACAAUAUAACGCUCCUGUCUCCGCUCAAGGUGCUCCCAAUACACAACGACCUUCUCAACAGUAUGGUAGCCCAAUCGGAACAAACCAGGCUCAAUUUGGAUCACCAAGCUCUUCUGCUCCUUCCAGACAAUUCACUGGAUCAUUCCAGGCCCCCCGUCGAGACCAAUCACAAGCUCAAAGCCGACCUCAAAGCGCAGUCGGCAGAGGAUCUCAAGCCCAAGAUGAUAAUGGAUACCAGUAUAACCGCCCUCAGGGAGCUCCGUUUGGUCAAGGACCCAAUAAUAUCAGGUCUCAACCUUCUGGUCAACAGUCGUCUGCUCCUCAAUACAACCAAGGUCAAUCUACUUUCCCUACGCCAGGACCUGCUUCCAGGCCAGGUGCAUCUUCUGGAAACUUUGGUGCCGGUCCCACAACCGGGCCUGCCGCCGCUCUCGUCAACCAGCCCCUGUUACCAGGCUCCAGAGGUCAAGGACCUGUCUCUCCCUCAAUUCAGGGUUCAUUCGGAUCUACUUCACAGUCUAAACCAGGUGUUAUGA
Amyelois transitella is the source of this 5247-nucleotide messenger RNA. Its product is annotated as hornerin-like. NCBI's taxonomy places the organism in Eukaryota, Metazoa, Arthropoda, Insecta, Lepidoptera, Pyralidae. Gene Ontology annotation, cellular component: chitin-based extracellular matrix. The record is from RefSeq and is a predicted model, not a curated record. The transcript has 6 exons. Gene Ontology annotation, molecular function: structural constituent of chitin-based larval cuticle. Bases 1 to 5247 code for a protein of 1748 amino acids.